GCAGUAGAUGUACUUGCUCUUUAAAGAGCCAGCCAGAUGAAUACAUUGUGCAGUUAUGUAGCUUGUAAGAAAGAGGACCCGACUAGACAGGGGACAGUUACUCUAGACUAGACAGGGGACAGUUACUGUAGACCAGCUUUACGGCCUCCAUUGGGCCCGAGAAGUCCCUUUAAAACUGCUGUUUGUGGAACAGAUAAUUGGGUUAGCCACAUGCUAGCAGGCUAACUGUGUUUGUUUUUCCCCUCUCGACGAGCUCGCUAUGUGAGCGAGCUAGCAGGCGGCUAACCUCGCUAAUACUGCGCGUUUUUUUAAUUCACCUCAGCCAUGGUGUCUUCUGGAAAAUAACUCUCCCGCCCUCGUCUACCAAGUGUUCCGGCAAAGAUGUGGCAAAGUGUCGGACUCACAUUGCUGGUCAUUGUGGCCACGCUGUUGUGUGCGCUUAUCUUCAUGUUGUGUGGUUGGUAUGUAGUCUGGCAGCUCUUCCUGUCCAAGUUCAAGUUCCUGCGCGAGCUCGUCGGAGACGCGGCGGCCCCGCGGGCUGAGAGCCAACCGUCCGAAAGCAGGGGCGAGCGCGCCGCCGACGUCCCCGCGCGGCAUCGUCCCAGGACCGCACGCCAAAGAGUGUCCUUUCCGGAGAGCGGCACCUUGUGAGAUGCGCUCCUCUACACUAAACAAGGUCCGAGGUGAGGUAGGAAGCCUCACUCUUGAACCCAGACACUUGAAUUUGGAGCAGGCAGAUGUCCUGGCUUUUAAAGGGAUUUAGAGCAGCAUCCAUUAGGGCAUGUCACCACUUCCUGUGUUUGGACUUUGCACACGUUCACCUCCCAGAAGUGCAAUGAAAGGAUUCAUGCAGUCCAGUAGUGAAGAAGCUGCUACACACUAGAUGUCUACCUGCUGCAGUUAAAAAAAAAAAAAAACGCGGUUAUGGCAUCCAAACCGCCUCUGUCGCCCCCUUCCUGCUUUCUGCUUGCACUAGUGCCUGUCUGUAGAUGGCGUCCACUGUUAGCCACAUCAUGUGUGCCGUCUACAACAAGGUCAUGUCCAUUGACCAAUGCAAAGCCAAGCAGGCCUUGUUGAUAUGAUUCCCCUUCCCUUCACGUUUAUUAGAACUACUGCACCUUUUUAAUGAAGGAUAAUGAAUUAUAUCUGUGGAGCAGCUGCUUCAAACCAAACAUGCGGAGCUCAGUCGUCAGAGAUGUACUGUGUGUCCUCACUAGUUCAUUUUUUUACAUUAAAGUCCUCAAUAUUCACCA
This is a messenger RNA of Nerophis lumbriciformis (worm pipefish), 1253 nucleotides long. RefSeq names its product small integral membrane protein 13 (gene smim13). The record is from RefSeq and is a predicted model, not a curated record. Lineage: Eukaryota; Metazoa; Chordata; Actinopteri; Syngnathiformes; Syngnathidae.